CACAAUCUCCAUUCUUCUCUCUCAAAAACGCUGCUGCGACGACGAUGGCUGCUAUAACGCCCCACUUAGCUAUGGCGCCUUCGGUAGGGAUGGGUCAUCUCAUUCCCCAAGUCGAAAUCGCCAAACGCCUGGUCCAGCUACACGGUUUUUCAAUCACCUUCCUAGUUCCCGGCGACGGUCCUCCAACCACAUCCCAGAAACUAUUCCUCGAUUCCCUCCCACAAAACAUGGAUUAUAUCCUUCUCCCUUCCGUCAGUUUGGCAGAUCUCCCGCCCGAAACAAGAGUUGAAUCUCGAAUCUGUCUAAUCAAUUCCCGAUCCAUUCCCCACCUCAAACAAUCUCUAAUCGAACUAAAAGCCCGGAAACCCGUCGUCGCGUUUAUCACAGAUCUGUUCGGAACAGAGGGUUUUCAUAUCGCAGAAGAACUCAAUCUUCCGGCUUAUCUCUUUUUCCCUUCCACUGCUAUGGUUCUUUCUCUCUUCCUCUAUCUACCUCAGUUAGACAGUGAAGUCAGUUGCGAGUUCAGAGACAUGGACGAACCUGUUCGAAUUCCGGGUUGUGUACCCAUCCACGGUAGCCUUCUCCUUGACCCGUUUCAAGAUCGGAAGGACGAUGUUUACAAGCAUUUCCUCGACCAGGUGAAACGGUUCAGAAUGGCAAAGGGUAUUCUGGUUAACUCCUUUGAUGAACUGGAAUCCGGAGCUCUGAAAGCUCUCCAGGAACCUGAACCGGGUAACUAUAAGCCACCCGUUUACCCUGUCGGCCCGCUGAUUCAGAUCGGUUCAUCUGGUUCUAGUGCGGAAGAAGAUAAGACAGGUUGUCUUGAUUUCCUAAACGCCCAACCCGAUUCUUCAGUUCUCUUCGUAUCAUUCGGAAGCGGCGGAACGCUGAGUUACGAUCAGUUCAUUGAGUUAGCGUUGGGUUUGGAACUCAGCGGACAGAGGUUCAUUUGGGUUAUCAGAUCCCCAAGCGAUACGAGUGACGCGGCGUACUUAAACGGCGGGAAAAGCGAUAACCCAUUAGCGUUCCUUCCAGAUGGGUAUUUAGAUCGGGUUAAAGAACGCGGUUUUCUUGUUCCAUCAUGGGCUCCUCAAGCUGAGAUCCUUGAACAUGGGUCAACGGGUGGGUUUUUAACUCACUGCGGUUGGAAUUCGAUUCUUGAGAGCGUUGCGAAUGGCGUUGCGUUGAUCGCUUGGCCGUUGUAUGCUGAACAGAAGAUGAACGCGGUGACUGUGACGAAUGUUUUGAAGGUGGCGUUGAGGCCGAAAGCUAAUGAAGUGGGUGUGGUGGAGAAAGAAGAGAUUGGUCGGGUUGUGAAAAGUUUGAUUGAAGGGGAAGAAGGAAAGGAAUGUCGCGAUCGAAUGAUGGAGCUUAAGGCGGCGACUAUGAAAACGCUGCGUUCUGAUGGAUCGUCGGCGAAAGCUCUAGAUAAAGUUGCUGAUGAAUGGAAGAGUUUGUUUACUCAAUUAAAUUAGAGUUAUUAAGGUUGUGUUUGAUUCAUUUCUUUUUGUUGUAAUUCCUUGUUUCAAUGUUUUAACUAUUCACCUUUGCUUGCCAAACUGAAUCCAAAUAAUUACUAGUUGAGUGUUUC
Molecule: messenger RNA, 1591 nt
Organism: Impatiens glandulifera
Lineage: Eukaryota; Viridiplantae; Streptophyta; Magnoliopsida; Ericales; Balsaminaceae
Product: hydroquinone glucosyltransferase-like
Exons: 1
Coding region: 45-1475 (476 amino acids)
Molecular function (GO): UDP-glycosyltransferase activity
Source: RefSeq, a predicted model, not a curated record